This is a messenger RNA of Equus caballus (horse), 4459 nucleotides long. RefSeq names its product zinc finger protein 568. Gene Ontology annotation, molecular function: RNA polymerase II cis-regulatory region sequence-specific DNA binding; DNA-binding transcription factor activity, RNA polymerase II-specific. The record is from RefSeq and is a predicted model, not a curated record. Gene Ontology annotation, biological process: regulation of transcription by RNA polymerase II. Lineage: Eukaryota; Metazoa; Chordata; Mammalia; Perissodactyla; Equidae.
GCGCUCCGCUGGAGCGGCUGGGGCAUGAGACAGGGAGCAGCGAGUCGUGCCUGGGUCCUAAGGCAUCACGAGAAGGUGGCACUCGCCGGCAGGUGCAGGGGAGGAGCUGGAGCUAGGGCGGCGACCAUCCGGAGCUUCGGGCUGGCAGGAGACCCCCUCUGUGCUUUGCCGGGCCCUUUGGUGUGUGUAAAUGUGUGCGAGACGACGCGAGAUGUUGGGCGGCCUGGGAGUCCCUCACUGGCCGGGCGUGUGGUUGUAUUUCUGCCUGUGUGUGAUUCUGCGUGCUGAUGGGUGUGAGGUGAUUCGUAUUGAAGCUGCAUGGUAAUGACAUUUUAUAACUGUAUGGGAUUGUCUGACAGAGUAAGGGCGCUCUGCUGUUGUGGUUUGUUUUGUGUUCAUAAUUCAGUGUGGUUUCGUGACUGGUGAUGGUUUGUGUUAUAUAAAUGUGUUCUUCUCGUGCCUGUAUUUCAGCGUCUGUAGAAGUUCCAAUAGCAAAACGGCAUGCGUGUGACUGAAAAAAAACGAUGGAUGGUCAAGUUUUUUUCCUUGGAUACUAAUUUGAUGAUCUGGGAAAGGUUACCGAUUUAUCUGGCAAAUUUACACAUGAUUUUUCUAUUGGAUCAAAUACAUGUAUUAUGGAGAAGUAUGUAAAAUCGACAUAGUUUUGUUUGUGUGUUUUUAAGAAAGAUGAUUUCAAAGCCAGUCCCAAAGUAACUGCUUUUUCCUCUGCCACAGCUCUCCCCCAAAGUAGGCAUCCAUUCUUUUCUGCUGUUAGGGAGACAUUAUUGGGAAAGGUUGAAAGGCUAUCGACUAAUAAAUUAAUAAAAUAACUUUAUACGUAAGAAGAGUGAAUUUUAGUAGAGUCCAGCAUUAGUCAGAUUUCCUGAAUUCUAAGUCAAACCCUUGUCCCCAUUUUCUGAUGAGCAAACCUUGACUCACAGAGAGAAAGGAACUUAAGGCUCUCUGGUUUGUCGAUAAGCCUGACCUUGUCUUCCUUUAAGACCUCAUGUUCUUUUUUUUCCCAAAUAAUCACAGACGUUUGAACUUCCAGGACAGAGGAGACAGAGUUGUAAUUACACCACUCCUACAGGGGGAAGAAAAUUAAUAAAACUUGUUUUGACAUUCAGGACCAUAUACCAAAUACUUUGAUCUCUUCCCAGUGAUGUGACUGGAGUAGCAAGUUUGGUGACCAGGAUUGUUGAGGGAAGGAAGCUGUGUGCCUGAUCCAGUAUAGCUGUGUGAAAUAAAGAUGGUCAGAUUGCACUGACAUAGAGUGGGUCAAAGUGUCCAAGUGGAGCAGGAAUUUUGUUGGAGUGUACAUGAGAGAUGUAGAUUGGUUUUUUUAAGAGGUGACACAUUCUGGUUUCAAGUUAGACAGCAUGCAUUGAUCUUAAGCCAUAUCUGUUUGAUUCUGGAUUAUCUCUUUUGGCUCUUGAGUCAUUGUGAUGACUGCUUGCAAGAGUUUAAAAGUGGAAAACGGGAAUUGUUAACCUGAGAUGAAUAGAUUCCAUGGGAUGGGCUUCUUGUUAUAGUCAUAUGUGUGGAUAUAAUGUGAAUGUAUUUUUAGUGGUCUUAACAAUGUUGGGUUAAAGUACUUCUUUGUGAAUCUGAUAAAACUGCCUAUACUUUCUUUAAAAUCGGUCUCUUUUUUUUCUUUACAAGGAAAACAUGUUACUCAUGCAUUUAAAUUUUAAUUUUAAAAUUCAAAAGAAAACGGAGACGUUGAAGAUUUUGGAGGAAGACAGUGAGCCAAGGGACCUAGAUGCUUUGGAAGGAGGCAAAAUCCAGAAAGCAUGCCCCUUAGGAAGACUGCAGAGAGAAAGGAAUACUUGGGCAAUAAUCGUUCAUAGGUGUCAGGUGCCUUGUUUGCCUAUGAACUGGCUGUGUCAGAUUUAUGUCCUUAUGACCCAUUUUGACCUUGCAGACUUCUAAGAAUUAGUUAUCUCUUCAGCCCGGCAACUGGACUCGCCCCCGUGGUUGUGGCUCCCCAUGAACAGCACCGCUUGGCCAUUUCCAGAUUCUACUCUCUCCCAGGAAGAAGAAGAAAUGACCAAGUCCCAAGAAACAGUAACAUUCAAGGAUGUGGCUAUUGAUUUUACUCAGGAGGAAUGGCAACAACUGAAACCUGCUCAGAGGAAUUUGUACAGGGAUGUGAUGCUGGAGAACUAUAGCAACCUAUUAAUAGUAGGCUAUCAAUUCACCAAACCAGACAUCAUUUUCAAGUUGGAGCAGGAAGAAGAGCCAUGGGCUGUAGAGGAAGGAAUGUUAAGAAGACGUUCAGACUGGGAAGUUGGUGAGCAAAUGGAAACAGAACAUCAAAGAUUUGUGAAAGGAGUUGCAACCAUACUUAAGAAAACCUUGACUAAGGAGAAAGGCAGUGAAGUUAAAAAAGUUGGAAAAAUGUCUCCUGUGAACUCAGACAUUAAUUAUACAAGGAAAUGCCUCUGUAAAUGUGACUCUUUAGGAAAGAGUGUGAAACAUAAUUUAGACUUACUUAAUCAUGGGAGAACCUGUGUCACAAAGAAACAUCAUGAAUGUAAUAAGCCGGGAAAACCCUGCCAUAGGUCAUCCACUAUUGCAGUAGCCCCUUUUAAGUGUGCUCAGUGUGGAAAAGGCUUCAUUCAGGAGUUGGAUCUCAUCAGACAUCUCAGAGUUCAUACUGCAGAGAAACCUUAUGAAUGUUAUGAAUGUGGAAAAGCCUUUAGCCGGAAGGAAAACCUCAGUUCACAUCAGAAAAUUCAUACAGGAGAGAAACCUUAUGAAUGUAAGGACUGUGGAAAAGCUUUCAUUCACAUGUCAAACCUAGUUAGACACUAUCGAACUCAUACAGGAGAAAAACCCUAUGCAUGUAAGGCAUGCUGGAAAGCUUUCAGCCAGAAAUCAAAUCUCAUUGAACAUGAGAAAAUUCAUACUGGAGAGAAACCCUAUGAAUGUAAUGAAUGUGGAAAAACAUUCAGCCAGAAGCGAAACCUUAUUGAGCAUGAGAAAAUUCACACUGGAGAGAAGCCACAUGAAUGUAAUGAAUGUGGGAAAGCCUUCUCUCGAAUCUCAUCUCUUACUCUACAUAAAAGAAGUCACACAGGGGAGAAACCCUAUAAAUGUAAUAUAUGUGGAAAAGCCUUCUCUCAGUGCUCAGUAUUUAUUAUACAUAUGAGAAGUCACACAGGUGAGAAACCUUAUGAAUGUAAUGAAUGUGGGAAAGCCUUCUCCCGAAGAUCAUCUCUUACUGUACAUAUGAGAAAUCAUACAGGUGAAAAACCUUAUGAAUGUAAUGAUUGUGGAAAAGCCUUCAGCCAAAAGGAAAACCUCAUUACACAUAAGAAAAUUCAUACUGGAGAGAGACCUUUUGAAUGUAGUGAAUGUGGAAAAGCUUUUAUUCAGAUGUCAAACCUUAUCAGACACCAGAGAAUUCAUACUGGAGAGAAACCUUAUACAUGUAAGCAGUGUGGGAAGGCAUUUAGUCACAAAUCAAAUCUCACUGAGCAUGAAAAAAUUCAUACUAGAGAGAAACCUUAUGAAUGUACUAAGUGUGAAAAAGCCUUCAGACAUAAGCAAAAUCUCAGUGAGCAUCAGAAAAUUCACACUGGAGAGAAACCUUAUGAAUGUAAUGAAUGUGGUAAAGCCUUCUCUCGAAUCUCCUCUCUUACUCUUCAUCUGAGACGUCACACAGGGGAGAAACCUUAUGAAUGUGGUGAAUGUGGGAAAGCGUUCUCUCAAGGUUCAUUACUUAUUAUGCAUAUGAGGAGUCAUAGAGGUGAGAAACCAUUUGAAUGUAAUGAAUGUGGGAAGGCAUUUUCUCAAAAAGCAUCUCUUACUGUCCAUGUGAAAGGUCAUUCAGGUGAGAAAUACAGUAAGUGUAAUGAAUGUGGGAAGGCCUUCUCUCGAGUUUCAGCCCUUGCUCUACAUUCGAGAACACAUACAGGUGAGAAGCCCUAUCAGUGUGAUGAGUGUGGGAAAGCUUUCAGACAGAACUCACACUUCAUUAGACAUCAACAAAUUCAUAGUCGGUAUAAACCUUUUGAAUGCUUUGAGUGUCAGAAAAUCUUCAGUAGAAAUUCACAUCUUCUAGCUCAUGUAAAAAUUCAUUCUUCAGCAAAACGCUAUGAAAGUGAAAAAGCCUUCAGUAAAAACUCAAAAUUUAUGAAACAAAUAGAUUCACACUGAGGGAAAAGACCAUCAGUGUUGUGAAAAGCCAGUACCCACAAAAAACUACAGCAAACAUUGUUCUUAACAAUGAAACUUAGAAGCAUGACCAUUAAUGUAAGGAAUAAGAUGUGAAUGCCUUCUGUUGCUACUAUUUGUUCAGUAGUAGUCACAGCCAACAACCUCUUCCAAGUAUUCACUGGAUGAGAAGGAGUAGGCAUCAUCUCAUUUCUACUAAUCGGAUGAUGAUCUAGAUGAACUAGUCAAUGAAACAAAUACGAGAAAAAUAAAUGCAUAAUAUAGAUUGAAAAUGAAA